CCUAUGCACAUUGCAGUCAUUGCACAUUUAUCGUUUUUCAUCCGUUAAUUCCAUUAUAAGCGGCAUUUCUUUCAAAGGAUUUCAAGAGUUUAUGAGAAUACGUACUAAAUUGAGUGUGUUAACACAUCCAAAACCACCAACAUGGGUGAUUUUGCUGACCUCCUUCAAGAGGCUGAAAAAAUAACUGUUGAUAUUGAAGGAAGUAAAGAACUGCCAAAAGUUGAUAGAUCCAUUCGACAAGUCUUGGAAGCUUCUAACGAUUUAUAUUCAAAAGUAGCCCAAACUGGGGCAAAGGACAUUCAAGCAAAUUUAUUGUUAGGAUCAAAAGGCGUUGAUUUACCAAAAAUAAUACAAAAAUUGGAAUCAAUUAGUACAAAACGUACAUUUGAAUCUAUUGAACCGGUCGAGGACGUUAAUGCAGUUGGAAUUCUGGAAAAUGAAAUUCAAAACUGUAUUUUGAGUGUUUUUGAAAAUGGUUUUAAUAAAUGUAUGAAAACAAUUUCUGAUUGCUCUUGGGAACAUCAAACUGGAGAAUGGAAGCAGGAAAAACGAAAAAUUUUAAAUUCGAUGGUUGGGCCAUCCGGUGCUUUCAUAGAAAUCGGGAAGUAUUCAACAGUUUUUAUGGAGAGGCCUAUGUCUAUUACGCCCAAUCUAGGAGUGGCAGAGACACUUUAUGCCUGUAAAAUUAUGGAAUACAAUCAAGCAGUUGGUAGAAGCUUUCAGAAGCCAAAUCUUAUUAACAGUUUUAUCAAUGUGGCGAAUGAUCUCAGGGAUGCUAAAGUUAAAGACAUGUGGGAAAUAAUGAAGUACAUGACUCAACUACCCCCAUUUCCUCAGUCAGAAGAUCAGAUUAAAACCCGAAAUUCUGUUCCAUUCAUAAACGCUUUGGUGAAACAAGGGAAGAAAUACCUGGAGGAUCGUUACAAAACAUACAUGAGUAACAUCAUCAACGAAAAUCUAUCAACUGCGAUGCUUGGUGGAGUUCCCGGCACUUAUCCUUUAGUUCGUAGUUACGUUGGUGUCCGUCUUCAAGGCGAAUAUUCGGGUUUGAAAGAUGAUAAAAUCGAUGGAAGGCCUUUGUGGCCUAUGGUGUAUUAUUGUAUAAGGAGCGGGGAUUUGGCAGCAGCAAUUUAUUGUCUAAAGAAGAAAAACGAAAAAGAGUUUCAAGACAUUAUUGCCAUUUUAGAAGCAAAACUUAAUAAUCCUGACAGUCCCGAUAUUUACAAAUUGGAGGAUAAUGUCCGUUAUAAUUAUCGCAGACAUGUUCGAAAUGAGACUGACCCUUUUAAACGUAUUGUCUGUGCUGUGCUUGGAUGUUGUGACGUUGUUGAUGAACAUUCGGAAGUGGCGAGAACCGCCGAUGAUUACUUAUGGUUGAAGUUAAGUUUAGUGAGAGCUGAUUAUGAAAAAGACGACCACAUCAAAUACAACGACUUACAGAGGAUGAUUCUGGAAGAGUACGGUGAAACUCAUUACGAUGCCAUGAAUCAACCACACUUGUAUUUUCAAGUCCUCGUAUUAACAGGUCAAUUUGAAGCCGCUAUUGAAUUUCUGCCCCGAAUAGAAAGGUUCAGAGUUCAUGCUGUCCAUAUGGCAAUAGCUUUGAACGAAUUGUAUCUAUUAGCAGGUUCACGAGAUAGUUCAGCACCACUCAUUUCUAUUGAUCCAAUGGAUGUGAAACCAAGUCGACGUUUGAACUUGGCACGUUUAAUUAUGAUUUAUGUUCGCAAAUUUGAGAUAACAUGCCCUAACGAGGCAUUGCACUAUUUUUAUAUUUUGCGAAAUUUUACUAAUGAGGAUGGCGUGAAUUUAUUCAAGAUUUGUGUAUGUGAUCUGGCUAUUGAAACCAAGGAGUACAACAAGAUUUUGGGGGUCAUUCAACCCAAUGGUAUAAGAACCAAAGGUUUGAUUGAUCAAUUUACUAAUGCUGAAAUAAGUGCUGAAAAUAUUGCUCAAAUGAUUGGCGAUUCUUUGGUAAAGAAGGGUUUGUUUGAAGAAGCAAUAGAUGUCUUUGAUUUAGCUGACAAUCAAGAGGAGGUUUUGAAUUUGUUUUGCACUUUAUUAUCACAAGUGGUUCAUUUGCCUUCCCAACCAAAUUCUUUAAAGGAGAGACUGUUGGAGAAGGGAAAUAUUUUAAGUGAUAGAUAUACAAGAGAAGGUUAUAAAGCGUCGUCCAACAUUGUUACAUCGUAUAUUAAACUGAAACAACUUGCAAUAUUUUUUGAUCAGUACCAUUCUAAACAAUUUUCGUUGGCAUUAAAAACUUUGGGAGACCUUCAUAUAAUUCCUCGUCAACCACAAGAAGUAGAAGACCGUGUGAAGGCGUUCAAAAAGUUGAACGUUGAUGUCUGUAAAGUGAUUCCUGAUGUGCUUUUGGCAACAAUGAAUAUGUUGUUUGCUGAUUAUCAGAAGAUUAAAGGAAAUGAAUAUAUUCCAAGCAGGUUUAACGACAACACCCUUGAGAAACAAUUGUCACAUUUAAGGGAACAGGCAAAAAUCUUGAUUAAUUUCACUGGGAUGUUGCCUUAUAGAAUGCCAGGAGAUACAAAUAGUAAAUUAGUUCAGAUGGAAAUUUUAAUGCAUUAAGGUUUUUUAUAUUAAACAUUUUUUUAAAUAAAGUUACAAAGUUUCUAAUUUA
Molecule: messenger RNA, 2638 nt
Organism: Tribolium madens (black flour beetle)
Lineage: Eukaryota; Metazoa; Arthropoda; Insecta; Coleoptera; Tenebrionidae
Product: nuclear pore complex protein Nup93-like
Exons: 11
Coding region: 142-2586 (814 amino acids)
Biological process (GO): protein import into nucleus; poly(A)+ mRNA export from nucleus
Cellular component (GO): nuclear pore
Molecular function (GO): structural constituent of nuclear pore
Source: RefSeq, a predicted model, not a curated record